AGAACUUUCGUGUUCUACUGCUGCAUUCACACCCUUUAUAAGAGAAGAUAAAUGUAGUGAACUCGUCACAAAGGCAACACCACUAGCGACGACUACACAACGUGAAACUCAUUACAGCACUAACCCAAAAGAAACACAUUUUAGGAAAGAUGCAUAAGGAAUGUGUUUUUGCAGUGAUUUUAGCCAUGGUAUUAUGUUCUGAAUUUGUAAAUGCGGCAUCAGAUGACUAUAGGCGAGGAAGUUAUAAUGGGAUGCUCAACCCUAAUGCACGUUUUGGUUUUGCCAGUGGAACUCUUGGUCAAAAUGGUUUUUACAGGAGCGGUUCAUUAAGUGCAAAACGUGACCCAUACGAACUCGGAGAUGAAGCUGAUGAAAUUGUGAGGGAAGUAAGGCGAAACCCAUCAAAAGGCCUUCGAUUCCACAAGGGGGCGCCGUUCGGAAAACGUGCUUAUGAUCUUGAAUUCAAAGACGACAAUACAAAAGGGAUGUAAAUAGGAAAUUACGGUUUCCUGUCAUCAUAUCUCUACGCAUUCAAAUAAUAAAAUCAAUGCGUUAUCAGAAUUAAACACAAAAAUGGUCAUUGAAAUCCGUAGAUGACUCACCACAGUUCUGGGGGACGCUUUAUGGACAUUCUCUAAAAGGGCUGAAACUUGAAUGGCGUUGUGCUAUUAAAUUUUGUUAUCCGAUGAACUUAGACAAAGAGUAAAAUAAAUAAAUAAAAACCUCAUGCACACCGACUUAUUG
Messenger RNA from Anneissia japonica, 744 nucleotides. RefSeq lists its product as uncharacterized. Lineage: Eukaryota; Metazoa; Echinodermata; Crinoidea; Comatulida; Comatulidae. Bases 150 to 491 code for a protein of 113 amino acids. The transcript has 4 exons. The record is from RefSeq and is a predicted model, not a curated record.